UUUCUUUACAGGCAUUGUAGCAAUAAUGGUAACUUUAAACGGAACAGUUCGGUGCUAUGGACUAUUCUUUGUGGAGAUUAUGAGAUUUUUUCGUGCUUCUUCAUCGAUUGGAUCAAUGGUUCUAAGUCUACCAUCUGCUACUUAUACUGUAUCAUCAUUCUUCGUCCUGAACUGUCUCACGCAAUUCACCACCCAUCGAGUACUGAUAUUAAUUGGUACUGUUUUUACCGUGGCUGCUUUCAUCCUAGAAUCGGUGAGCCCAACGAUCAUUCUUCUCGGUGCUAGCCACAGCCUUCUAGGUAUUGGUCUGGGUUUUAUGUAUGGUCCAAGUGUUGUAAUAGUUGGACAUUAUUUCAAGAAAUACAGAGGCUCUGCAAACGCUUUUGCCUCAUGCGGUUCGACUGUUGGGCAGUUUUCUUUGGCACCCCUCAUAAGUUACUGUAUAUCGGAGUACGGGUUACGAGGUGCACUGCUGUUACACGCGAGCAUUCUUUCACAUUGCUUCUUUUUCGGCUCCCUUUUGAGGCCAACUGAUUUUUACCGAAGACGCUUGUCUCAAUGUGAAUUUCCUUCGACUUAUGACAACGCGAACGCAUUCUCUUUGAAACGAAAUGGUGAACUUCCUGAUUGUGAUUCUGCAACAAAUAAUCUGAUUUCAAGUCACUCAAAAGAUGAAGGAGCCAAAGAUAUAAACGGAAAGCCAUCCAUCGGUAACCAUACUAACCACCCGAAGAUGAUUUCGGUAGCCAGAAAAAUUGGGGAUCGAAGGAACACGGACGUUUGCAUCAAAUUCAUUCCAGUGAAUACUGAUGAUAAAUCACCAGACAUAUCUCUGUGUGGCAGUUCCCGUUGUAUCACCGAAACAGAAAUGCCUUCUACUCGCCGAAAAUCAAGAGCUUUCACCGAAUAUUUCCGAAAAGCAUCAACUGGUGCCGAUAUAGGAUCUUUAAGUUUACACAUCCAACACAGAAUCAAACCGAGUUAUUUCGGGGAUUCUAUGAUGGGAUUCGGCUCUGCUGUUAGUCUUCAAGACGAAUCUAUAUCUAGUACUCAUGCAAGAGCCCGGAUGAACAUCCGUAAGAGCUCAAUUUUAUCAGAUGAUGUUGGUCACACCGGUUUUAUCAAAGAGCCAUCCAAAUUUGAAACAAUGUCAAAAUCUUUCAAAAUGAUUUAUAAGAGCGUUGAUGUGUCUCUAUUGAAGCAAAAAAUAUAUGUCCUUUUCCUCUUUGGCUACACUUUUGGUUGUUGUGGUAGCGGCAUCAUGCAUAAUUAUUUUCCAGCUCGUGCCGAGGAGCUAGGACUGUCUCGCGAUCAGGGGACAAUGAUUCUGUCGUAUUCGGGAUGUGCUGAUAUUUUUGCCCGAAUAGCCACAAGCGUCACAGCCGAUCAUCCCAAAAUGCACCGGACCCGAUUUAUAACUUGUGUUUUAUUUAUCAAUGCGAUUUCUUGCUUUAGUAUUAUGCUGUUUACAACCUAUUUGUCUUUUGCUCUGUUCACCGUGGUUUAUGGUUUGUGCUGUGGCGUCUUCUUUGCUCUUAAUACAACUAUACUCACAGACUUCAUCGGUGUUACGAAACUGCCUCAGGGGCUCAGUAUGAGCUAUUUAGUAUUCGGAUUGUGUGCUACUGGUGUAUAUCCUCUAAUAGGGCGCUUACGAGAUGCAAUGGGAACAUACGAAUACGCUUUCAUUGUGAAUGGCGUUUUAUUAUUUAUCAGCGCGACAUUAUUUUCUGUUGAAAGUUGCGUCAAGAAAAGGGAUAAAAUAUCGCAGAAAAACGAUACUAGCAAUACGUGAGAAAGAACAUACCAAGAGAAAUCAUAAAAAUAGAAAAA
Molecule: messenger RNA, 1833 nt
Organism: Octopus sinensis (East Asian common octopus)
Lineage: Eukaryota; Metazoa; Mollusca; Cephalopoda; Octopoda; Octopodidae
Exons: 4
Coding region: 26-1795 (589 amino acids)
Biological process (GO): monocarboxylic acid transport; transmembrane transport
Molecular function (GO): monocarboxylic acid transmembrane transporter activity
Source: RefSeq, a predicted model, not a curated record